Molecule: messenger RNA, 1446 nt
Organism: Pelobates cultripes (western spadefoot toad)
Lineage: Eukaryota; Metazoa; Chordata; Amphibia; Anura; Pelobatidae
Source: the annotation of a GenBank genome assembly
AUGAAGAAAUAUUUUAAUAACAGAACCAAGGAGUCUAACUCUGAAAAAUCAAGCAUUUUCUCAGAUUCCUAUAUGUUCUCAAAUCCCAAACCUUUCUCGUGUUCUGAAGGUGGAAAAUGUUUUGGGCGACAUUCAAAUCUUGUCAAUCAUCAGACUACACACACAGGAAAGAAACCGUUCUCAUGUUCUGAAUGUGGAAAAUGUUAUAGGCGACAUUUACAUCUUGUCUGUCAUCAGAGAACACACACAGGAGAGAAGCUUUUCUUAUGUAGUAUAUGUGGGAAAUGUUUUGUCAUCAAAAAGCAGCUUGUUCGUCAUCAGAGAACUCACCUAGGAGAGAAACCGUUCUCAUGUUCUGAAUGUGAAAAAUGUUUUGUCACAAAUGCAGAGCUUGUCAGUCAUCAGAGAACGCACACAGGAGAGAAACCGUUCUCAUGUUCUGAAUGUGAAAAAUGUUUUGGCAGAAAUGCAGAUCUUGUCAGUCAUCAGAGAACGCACACAGGAGAGAAACCGUUCUUAUGUUCUGAAUGUGGAAAAUAUUUUCGGCACCGUUCAACUCUUGUCAGUCAUCAGAGAACUCACACAGGAGAGAAAACAUUCUCAUGUUCCGUAUGUGGAGAUUGUUUUGGGCAAUAUUCAACUCUUGUCAAUCAUCAGCAAACUCACCUAGGAGAGAAACCGUUCUCAAGUUCUGAAUGUGAAAAAUGUUUUGUCAUAAAUAAUGCAGAUCUUGUCAGUCAUCAGAGAACUCACACAGGAGAGAAACCAUUCUCAUGUUCUGAAUGUGAAAAAUGUUUUCGGCACCGUUCAACUCUUGUCAGUCAUCAGAGAACUCACACAGGAGAGAAACCAUUCUCAUGUUCUGAAUGUGGAAAAUGUUUUCGGCACCGUUCAACUCUUGUCAAUCAUCAGAGAACUCACACAGGAGAGAAACCAUUCUCAUGUUCCAUAUGUGGAAAUUGUUAUGGGCAAUAUUCAUAUCUUGUCACUCAUCAGAAAACUCACACAGGAGAGAAACCGUACUCAUGUUCUGAAUGUAAAAAAUGUUUUAGCACAAAUGCAGCGCUUGUUCGGCAUCAGCGAACUCACACAGGAGAGAAACCGUUCUCAUGUUCUGAAUGUGGAAAAUAUUUUGGGCAACAUUCACAUCUUGUCACUCAUCAGAAAACUCACACAGGAGAGAAACCAUACUCAUGUUCUGAAUGUAAAAAAUGUUUUGUCAGAAAUGCAGAUCUUGUCAGUCAUCAGAGAACUCACACAGGAGAGAAACCGUUCUCAUGUUCUGAAUGUGAAAAAUGUUUUGUCACAAAUGCAGAUCUUGUCAGUCAUCAGAGAACACACACAGGAGAGAAGCCUUUUUUAUGUUGUAUAUGUGGGAAAUGUUUUGCUAGUAAAUCAGAGCUUGUCAGUCAUCAAAGAACUCACACAGGUGAGGUGAUUUUAUAA